AUGGCCCAGAUGUUUGAUGAUGAUGGUACAGACGGAAUCCUGUUGGUUGACUGCAAUAUCCAAAUUACUUGCCCUGAAAUGUCCAUAUCACCAACACGUACAGAAGUUCCUAGAGAUUCUUCACCUGUGGAGGGGAAGAGAUCUUAUUCCAGGAAGGGACAACACAGGGUGACCCACUAGCGCUAGGUGGUAUGCGAUGGACACAUCCAUCUUGAUUCAGAGCCUAAGAGCGCGUAUACCUGAAGUUAAGCAAGUAUGGCUGGCUGAUGACUCGGCGUGAGGCGGCCCAACAGAACUGUUAUGCAACUGGUACAAGCUUCUUUGUCAAGAAGGAAAGAAAUGGCUCCAAAAGAUAGCUGAUAGUAAAGCUCGGGUAGUAAAGACACAUGAUUUAGCAGAUGAGGCCGAAUUGGUGAUUGGGGAGGGGGUCAGAAUAACAACGGAAGGUCAGUGACACCUAGGAGCAGUCAUGGGAUCCCAGGAGUACAAAGGCCAAUAAUGUAUUGGAAAAGUUCAGGGAUGGAGGGAAAGCAUCGAGUUGCUGGCUGAGAUCGUAAAGAGUCAACCCCAUGCCGCCUACGCAAAGGGCUACUAAUCGAAAUUUGCAUAUUUCAUGCAUAAAAUUGACUUAUUUGAAGACUAGGUGGAACCAACUGAUGAAGCGAUCAACGGUAUUUUCCUUCCAGUUCAUUUUGGUCAGACGGAACCGCUCCCUGAUGAGUUGCAAGACCUAUUCACAAGGGGGUCUGGGUAUACCAGACCUGAAAGCUGAAGCCUCACGGCAAUACGUUGCCUCAAAGUUAAUAACAGCACCGUGUAGCAGCUAUACUUUCUAAGGUCAACACUGCGGGCCAGAGAUAAGGGUGCAAGCGCGUGGCUCAACUCCGUUGCCCUUGAAGAGCAGGACCUGUGGUGUAAGAAGAAGGGUUUUGUUUCACAAAGACAUGAUGGCUUCCAGAACCUUCUCACAUCUCUUCUCAGCAAAGUCUGCAAGGGUGUCGAGGUAGAGCCCCACCUCCUACGGAUGGACAUUGACGUAUUCAACCUAAGCUCCGCCGUCACAAGUCCUGAGGCUAGACUGGACAUAAAGACAGGAAGUUUCUGGUCGCGAGGAGAAACAUAA
Molecule: messenger RNA, 1123 nt
Organism: Porites lobata
Lineage: Eukaryota; Metazoa; Cnidaria; Anthozoa; Scleractinia; Poritidae
Source: the annotation of a GenBank genome assembly